Molecule: messenger RNA, 4869 nt
Organism: Sorex araneus (European shrew)
Lineage: Eukaryota; Metazoa; Chordata; Mammalia; Eulipotyphla; Soricidae
Gene: LINGO3
Product: leucine rich repeat and Ig domain containing 3
Exons: 2
Coding region: 6-1946 (646 amino acids)
Cellular component (GO): extracellular region
Molecular function (GO): protein binding
Source: RefSeq, a predicted model, not a curated record
UCAGAAUGAUCUCUGGACGCUCGGGGCUCCUGGAGGUGCUUCUCCUGGGGUCCAGAGCGGCCUGGACCUGGAAGCCAGGGGGGCUGUGCAGGCGCCCCGAGACUGAACCAGUGAGCGGGUGCCCACGAGGAUGGUGGCGCGGCCCUAGGCCCACGCUCCGCACCAUGACCCGCUGGCUCAGCCUACUGAGCUUCCAGCUCCUCCUGCUGCCCGCGGCCGCGGCCCCGGCGCCCGGCUGCCCGGCCCGGUGCGAGUGCAGCGCCCCGGCGCGCGCCGUGGUGACCUGCGCGCGGCGCCGCCUGACGGCCGUGCCCGACGGCAUCCCCGCCGACACGCGCGUGCUGGAGCUCAGCCGCAACCGCAUCCGCUGCCUCAACCCGGGCGACCUGGCGGCGCUGCCGGGCCUGGAGGAGCUGGACCUGAGCGAGAACGUCAUCGCGCACGUGGAGCCGGGCGCCUUCGCCAACCUGCCGCGGCUGCGCGUGCUGCGCCUCCGGGGCAACCUCCUGAAGCUCAUCCCGCCGGGCGUGUUCACGCGCCUGGACAACCUCACGCUGCUGGACCUGAGCCAGAACAAGCUGGUCAUCCUGCUGGACUACGCCUUCCAGGACCUGCGCAGCCUGCGGCGCCUGGAGGUGGGCGACAAUGACCUGGUGUUCAUCUCGCGCCGCGCCUUCGCGGGGCUGCUGGCCCUGCGCGAGCUGACGCUGGAGCGCUGCAACCUCACGGCGCUGUCGGCCGAGUCGCUGGGCCACCUGCGCGGCCUGGGCGCGCUGCGCCUGCGCCACCUGGCCAUCGCCGCGCUGGACGAGGAGAACUUCCGCCGGCUGCCGGCGCUGCGGCACCUGGAGAUCGACCACUGGCCGCUGCUGGAGGAGCUGGGCGCGGGCAGCCUGCAGGGGCUCAACCUGACCUCGCUGUCCGUCACGCACACCAACAUCACGGCCGUGCCGGCCGCCGCGCUGCGCCACCAGGCGCACCUCACCUGCCUCAACCUCUCGCACAACCCCAUCAGCACCGUGCCCCGCGGCUCGUUCCGCGACCUGGUGCGUCUGCGCGAGCUGCACCUGGCCGGCGCGCUGCUGGCCGUGGUGGAGCCGCAGGCCUUCCUGGGGCUGCGGCAGAUCCGCCUGCUCAACCUGUCGGACAACCUGCUGUCCACGCUGGAGGAGAGCACGUUCCACUCGGUGAACACGCUGGAGACGCUGCGCAUGGACGGGAACCCGCUGGCGUGCGACUGCCGCCUGCUGUGGAUCGUGCAGCGGCGCAAGACCCUCAACUUCGACGGGCGCCUGCCGGCGUGCGCCAGCCCGGCCGAGGUGCGCGGCGACGCCCUGCGCCACCUGCCCGACUCGGCGCUCUUCGAGUACUUCGUGUGCCGCAAGCCCCAGAUCCGCGAGCGGCGGCUGCAGCGCGUCACGGCGGCCGCGGGUGAGCCCGUGCGCUUCCAGUGCCGCGCUGACGGCGAGCCGGCGCCCACGGUGGCCUGGGUGACGCCCCAGCACCUCGCCGUCACCGCGGCCAGCGCCGGGCGCGCGCGCGUGCUGCCCGGGGGCACCCUGGAGAUCCGCGACGCGCGCCCCCAGGACAGCGGCACCUACACGUGCGUGGCCAGCAACGCGGGCGGCAACGACACCUACUUCGCCACCCUGGCCGUGGAGCCCGAGCCGGCCGCCAACCGGACCCCGGGCGAGGGGCGCAACGAGACGCAGGCGGCCGCGCGCUUCCCGCUGGACCUCACCACCAUCCUGGUGUCCACCGCCAUGGGCUGCAUCACCUUCCUGGGCGUCGUGCUCUUCUGCUUCCUGCUGCUGUUCGUGUGGAGCCGCGGGCGCGGGCAACACAAAAACAACUUCUCCGUCGAGUAUUCAUUCCGCAAGGUGGACGGGCCCGCGGCCGCCGCGGGCCAGGGCGGCGCGCGCAAGUUCAACAUGAAAAUGAUCUGAUGGGUGUUGGGCCCCCUCCCCCCCCAACGCCACCCCAGAGAUCUUGCCUUGCACGCGGGAGACCCCGGGUUCGAUCCCCGCCAUCUCGUUGGGUCCCCUGAGCAUCACCGGGAAUGAUUCCUGAGCGCAGAGCCGGGAGUCAGCCCUGAGCGCCCACGGGUGUGGCCCCCAAAAAAGUUACCAGAACGCGCAGUUGGGGGGCCCUCUAGGCUCCCCGCUCUUCCCCCCGUCACCGGGGCCCCUGGGAACCACCACCUAUGCAUUCCCCUCCACCCCUUGGGGGACCCUCCCCGCAGGACGCCCCUUUCCCUCCAGACUUGGAUUUUUUUCCCCUGCGUUUUUUUCUAAAAUUCGACGCGAUUUUUCUGCCCCCUCCGUCCCCAAGGCUGGCGCACUGAGCAGGGUGGGGGUGACAUGAGGGCCGUGGGAACCCCCAGAGGGAAAUAACACCCUGACAGCCACGGUGCCCCUGCCCCACAACACACACAGCUCCCCCUUGAGGGAAGGGCUAGGUUCCCCUGAUGGUUGCCCCCCCACUUCGCCUACACCCCCUCCCUGGACCCAGAGCUCACGUGUAUCCGCAAUGGGGCGCAUAAGGGCGAGCUCUCCAAAGGGGGGUGCGCACGGCUCUCUGAGGCCAGCACUGACCACGUGCCCUCUGUGGGGGUGAUGCUUGGGGUACCACUAGUGCACCCCCAGACACGGUCACCCCUGACGCACCCAGCUCCGCCCCAGACACAGUCACCCCGGGUCACACUCAUGUUGCCCCUGCUCUUAGUCACCCCAACCACCCCCAGAACACUUGGCUCACAGCUGGACAGUCGCCCUGGACACACUUGGCUCACACCCAGGACACACUGGACUCACCCAAACACACUGCUCAUACCCGGACACACUGGACUCACACCCGGACAGUCACCCUGGACACACUCGGCUCACACCCGGACACUGGGCUCACACACGGACACUGCUCACACCCGGACACACUCAGCUCACACCCGGACACACUGGACUCACACCUGGACAGUCACCCUGGACACACUCGGCUCACACUCAGACACUGGGCUCACACCCGAACACACUCAGCUGGACACAUUGCUCACACCCAGAUUCUGCUUAUACCCACACUGUUGACACCAGGUCACACUCUGCUCACACCGACACACUCAGCUCACACCCAGAUACACUGGAUUUACACCAGGAACACUCAGCUCACACCUGGACAUACUGGGCUCACACCUGGACACAAUUGGCUCAUGCAGGGACACAGUUCACACCUGGACAUGGGUCACACCCAAACACGCUCAACUCACAUCCAGACACACUCAGAUCACACCGGAACAUACGCAGUUCACACCCGGACACACUUGGCUCUCACCCGGAUACACCUGGACUCACACCCAGGACACGCUCAGCUCACACCUAGACAUACUAGGCUCACAUGUGGACGGACACACUUGGCUCAUGCAGGGACACACAUAACACCUGGACACACUCGGCUCACACGUGGAUAUGGGUCACACCCGGACACGCUCAGCUCACACCCAGGUACAGUCGGCUCACACCUGGACACACUUGACUCCCGGUCACACUCGGCUCACACCCAGACACUCGGCUCAUUCCCGGGGACACGCCUGGCUCCCGCGCUGCAACCCGGCCCCAGCUCAGGCCUCCCUGGGGUGAGACUGGCCGCGAGGGCCCCGCCCCCACCCGGCUUCCUCCCUCCAGGCCCGCAGGCAGCGGCGCUGUCCACCUCCUCGCCCUCUGCUCCCGUGGCUGCUGGCUACCAGGCCUGUGUGAGCCCCCCUCCACCCGCCCCGGGCCAGCAGCGUGGAGUCUGGAGCCCACCCCAACAGCCCAGCUGGGGUGACCCUUCACCUUGGGCCAGCAGCUGGCCGUCUCGGGGGUGGUCCUGGCGCACGAGGCCCCUUGCCCUCGGGGAGAGAGGAGCAGUGUGCGUGCGGAGAGGUCUCCGGGCGUCCCGCUGUGUGAGUGGAGGGGCGGGGGAGCCCGCGGAGACCGGCGCGCGGGGUGCGGGGAGGGGCGAGGGGGUACGGGGAGCACUGGGUGUGUGCCUCUGUGGGCAGGGGAGGCUGGCAGAGCGCGGGGGUGAGUCCACCAUGCUGAGGGGGGGUAUCAAGCCCUGUUAGGACACCGGAAGGGACCGAUUCUGAUCCUGCCUUCCCUGCUGCCCCGUCUCACGCCCUCCCUCCACCUCCUCCACUAAGGCAAUGGGGUGGUGGGGGCAGGCCCGGAAGUGAUGGGAGAGGGCGAGAAAGGGCUUCACCUCAGCUGGGCGGGGACCCUCACUCAGAUUCCUCUGCGGCGGAGGGAUCUGAGGUUCCAGCCCCGCUGCACCUGCAGGGGCCAGGUUGUUUUUUUGGGGGGGGGCAACUUGGAGACUCAAGAGAUCUUCUAGAGAACAGCCAGCGCUAGGGCUGGUGCCGAGACUCUGGGAGACCCCCCCCAGCCUGGUCCAGCCCCCACAAUGUACAGAUAGGCCAGUAGAGCCAAAUGGUGACCCUCCGACCACAGUUAACCCAUAGGGGGUCACCACCUCCAAACCCCCAAUUGUGAGGGGAUGUGUGCGAGGGCCAAGGGGGGCUCCUGGGGGCCUCCAGACUCUCGCAGAGCUACGCAAGUGUUCCCCCUGACUUCUUCCUCAUCUUGCUUGUCACAGCAGCUCCAAGGAGCCCCCCCAAAACAUCCAAGUGCCUUCAGCACCUUCCAGAAGAAAGGGGGUGAUUCCAAGACCAAGCCCCCUCCCCAGAACGCCAGUAUAUGUGGAACCCCGCCCUCCAGGACCCCCCCAUCACCCACCCACCCCUGUGCCGUCUCAUGCCCUCACCACCAGCCCCCCCCACCCUGCCCGACGCUGUAUUUGGUUGGAAUCCAAUAAAAUCAGAACUGAUUUACUAACAAA